AUGUCCCAAGUAAAACUAACAUUACAAGCGCCUCCUAACGUCGAUUUUGUCCAAGGCUAUCCAGGAAUUCCUCCAGGCCCAGGCAGACGACAAGCCACCGUAGAAGGGGCUUUGGAAGUACGCACACCUCAAGGCGUCAAGGCCAAAUGGAUAACCAUUGAACUGCGAAAGGUCGAAACCCUACCCGGAGGAGGCGUCGCCAAUACCUACUAUGAUCCGGUUCCAGGGCCUAUCAAACUGUGGGAGGCGUCGCAGGAUUCAGACUACGAGUUGUUGCGUUCAAGAGACUUCGCGUUCACCAUCCGUAUCCCUGAAUCGAUACCCCCGACGCUCAAUCUCGAUGACCGCGGAUCCGGCAUCAAAUACGAAUUGGUUGGCAGUAUAUGCGUUAAAGGCUCAAAAGGCUUCCUGCGGCGACGUAAAGAGGUCAUAUCCUCAACAACUACACCAAUCAUGAUGAGCAAACAUGAGCUGCAUUCUACUUGGCCUGUUUAUUGUCAGCCGGAAGUUCGCCAAGUUUCCGCCGAAGGCAUGAUGAUGACAGUCUCACGAGAUCGAACUUGCUUUGGUCCCAACUGUGCCAUUACCGCGAUGGUAGUGUUGAAGAGUGAAAGGUUAGGGUCAAUCAUCCUGCGUGGUUUCGAGAUGCAAUUAGUAGAAACUAUGGCCCUCACGACGGCUCAUACUGCCACCAAGAGAGCCCUGACUCAGACCCAUGAGACGGUCAGGGCUGAGUGCAAGCUUCCAGUAAAUGUGUCACUCUAUGGCGGUGAACAGCGUCAAGUUGAACUUCGAUGUAUCGUGCCGCCGCAUCACGCCAGCUCAACUGUCAACUCUGCACGACAUAUCGACAUCACUUACAACCUCAACAUCAAGGCGUUCAUAUCUACUGGCCAGCAGAUAGCGCUCAAGUUGCCGGUUGUCGUGUCCACCUGGCCACAGGAGUACUCAGCGGAAGCUGUUAAGCUUAUUGGCCCCGCUCCUGGUCUAUCGCUCAUUCCUGUAUCCAACAUUCCUUUGGAUCCACAUCCCAACGUUCUGCAAGCUCCAAAUACGUAUUCCGGCAGACCGACACCUAACCAACAAACUGAAAUGUCUAUUGGACGACCUGGAUUGGCAGCGACGUUCGGACCAACCUCUACUCAAGCUUCUUCUAACUUUUCUUCAGCACUCCGCCCAAUUGACGAGUUUGGUCGAACAGGACCACCGAUCACCACCAUCGAAACUCAGUCUAUGAAGCCUGGGCGAGUAAAUCAACCUAUGGAUGCAUCGAGAUCCAGUGUGUACCAAGGCGACGAUUUCUCAGGACCCAGCAACGCUGGUGCGCAAGCUAACAACAUCUCCGGUCCUGGGACUGGUCGGCGACCGCAAUCCGCACGCUCAGGUCAAAAUGCCAAUAGGCUUACUAUUACUAAUGCCAUGCCGUCUGAAAUUCCGGAUGGCAAUGACAAUGCCCAUCAUCAACGGAAUAAUUCAGCUGGAGGCUCAGAUCCGACGACGAAGAAACCCAACCGGGCCUGGCCGACAGCCGAAGAAGAGAAGCAACGAUUAUAUGAGCAGGCUAGAGCCCAGGUAGAAAGGACUCAAGGUGGCGUCGCGCGAGUGAAUACACCACCACUUCGUACCGUGUCCCCUCCACAAUCCGACACGAUACCGGAAACACCUCCGUCCCACACUACACCUUCACGAGGUAAUAAGUGGUUGACCGCCGAAGAAGAGAAAUUGAGGCUAUUCAACGAAGCUCAGGCUGCUGUCCAACUGACACAAUAUGGGGGUUAUUCACCUCCCCCUGCCCCUGCCCCACAACCUCGCAACGUCCCCACAAUGGAUACCCCACAGGCCGCCUCGCCCGCCGCGCGCAUGUACAUGGAAGCCAUGUCCUCGCGAAACAAAUCUAGCAACGUCCCCCCUCCAAAUCAGCAAAGUUCUUCAUCGAGUGCACCAAGUAAAUCUUCGCCGCCAGCCAAAGCAUCUGUUCCCAAGAUGGGUCCACAAUACAUGUCUGCAGCAGAAGAAAAGGCCGCGAUGCGUAGAUUCCAAGAAGCUAAGGACGCGGUGGACAGAACACAACGAAGUCUCGCAUCUUCUCCGGCGAGCCACUCAGCUGCCCUUAGUACCGAAGGUCCGGCACCCGAUCCUAUUGCAUAUGAAUCACUAUAUCCAGCGAACUCGGGCAGCCCUCCAUCACAGCCUACGGGUGACGACCUACCUCCGCCGUUCGAGGCAUCCAUGUCUAGCCCAAAGAUCUCAGAGAAAGAGAGACUUCGCCGCAAUUACGAAGCCCAAGACAAUGCAGCUCGUGCAGCUCAGAGGAACGGGAGUCAGCGAGGUCAACGCCAGAACGGCGUAAAGGCUAACGCUUCGCCCCCACCAGCGGCCGUUGCGCCUCCUAGGUCUGAUUCGCCACCCCCGUUCAAUGCCACUCAAGAUCCCAUUUCACAAGCCAUUUCUGAGAAAGAGAGGGUCCGGCGACACUAUGAGCAGCAAGACGCUCUCGCCGCCGCACACUCGGCCGCGCAUGCUCCGCCUUAUGUAGAUGUCUCAUCAAGUAGCCAAUCCAGACCUACUCCUACACCCCCUCCACGGACAGGUUCUAUCUCAUCCAGCGCACGGGCUAGACCGCCACCCGUUCCACCAACAGCAGCAGCGUCGUCAAUAGUGGCCACAAACUCUCGACCUCUCACUGCCGCGGAAGAGAAAGCCCUUCUCCGCGCCAAAUACGAAGCAGAAGAAGCGAAGCCAUCAUCUCUCCGCUCAGACAGCCCACAGUCACAAUAUUCAAGAGCAGGGAGUACAUCACCGAACCACCUCUCGUAUGCACCAAUGUCCCCGCCUACGACAAGGGCGACGCCGCCACCUAUGCCAACGCAAAAUCAAGUAGCUCCGCCGCCGUUGAUGCCCCGCCCACCCGCAGAGUAUAUUCAGGAAACACAAGAAGAAGACGCCCGAGUGUCCCGUAUCGCUGUAAACGGCAUGCUGCCCCUUCUAGACCAUCCACCAUCUAAAAUAACGACAUCGAUGCCGCCAUUUUCAUCAACGCCUGCGCUAAGGGCAAACGGUGUGAACGGCGUAGGAGGCGCUAGUGGUAACAUCGUGAUCGAUACGCGUCCUUUCACGCCGUUCAGCUCUUCCUUCGAGAAUGCUAUAAAACUUCCUGGCCCUCCCCCUCCCCUUCCUUCUAAACCAGCUGGAGAAUAG
This is a messenger RNA of Pleurotus ostreatus (oyster mushroom), 3198 nucleotides long. RefSeq lists its product as uncharacterized. NCBI's taxonomy places the organism in Eukaryota, Fungi, Basidiomycota, Agaricomycetes, Agaricales, Pleurotaceae. The record is from RefSeq and is a predicted model, not a curated record. The transcript is spliced from 10 exons. Gene Ontology annotation, biological process: division septum assembly. Gene Ontology annotation, cellular component: division septum. The coding region runs from base 1 to 3198 and encodes 1065 amino acids.